GCGGGCGGAGGAGGUGCCUCGAUCUGUGCGGCGCCCCGCGGAGACCAGGUGCGGACCGCGGCGCCGGCGGCGCGGCUCUCCGGGGCGCAUGGCGAUUCGUGUGGAUGAGGCUGGCCCUGCCAUGCUCGUCUCCACGGCCUUCCCCCGUUUCAGCCCCUCCUUUAGCAGUGUGCUGAGGGAGGUCGGCGCUGAGAGAGGCAGCAGACCACGGGCCCGGUGACCGAAGACUCAGCCCGCACCCCCAGAAGGAUGAAAUUAAACCACGCUUCCCCACAGGGCGAGGCCCGGUCGGUCGGCUGAAUAAAGUUUGGAGGAGAACCAGUCAGUCUGUGGGGACGGCGUCUCCGCCAAGUGGGAGGGGCCGAGGAGCCAGGCAGGCAUUUUGAAUCCCCGCACCAGAUGUGCUUUGCAUUUGAAUAAAGCGCUUCUCUCUGAGUUACAUCAUUUCCUACUCACCGCAGUCCUGGGAGAGGACGGGUUUUAUCACCAGGGCUUUCCAGGUCUGCUUGACGUGGCUGAAGCACCACUGCAAAGAGGCGACUGACAGCUUCCUGUGCUUGACUCUCAAAGAACAUUCUGGAACACGUAAGCAGAGUCUGAGCCGCCCUGCAGUGAGGCUUCUCCAAGAGUGCUGGGUGCCAGAGAGGAAGACGCUGUCCCACCAGCAGAAAUCGCUGUGCCGGUGAGAAACAGCUGCAGAGCCACAGGUGGUGCCUGGGACACCAUUCGCCCACCGUGGGAGGUGCUGAGCUCAUGCCAGUUGGGAAAGCAAGGGCCAUUCAUUAGUCCAGAAGCCUUUGAGACCACUAGUGGAGUGCCCUAGCCUGAGACUGGGUCACGUGUAAUAGCUCGUCCGGGACACUAUCAACCCAAAGGUGGUGGGUAUCCACAUCACCAACUAGCGGGUACCCACUGAGGGAGGGUGAGUGACUCUUCGAAGCCAUGGCACUGGCACUGUUCGAGGACUGGUGCAGGAUAAUGAGUGUGGAGGAGCAGAAAUCCCUGAUGGUUACAGGCAUACCCCUGGACUGCACUGAGCCUGAGAUCCUGGAGGUCCUGCAGGAGACUUUAAAGUGUCUGGGCGGGUUCAGACUGCUUGGCAAGAUCUUCCGCAAGCAGGAGAAUGCCAGUGCUGUCUUGUUAGAGCUUAUGGAAGACGCGGAGGCCUCAGCGAUCCCCAGCGAGGUUCAGGGAAGAGGGGGUGCUUGGAAAGUGAUCUUUAAGACCCCUAACCAGGACACGGAAUUUCUUGAAAGACUGAACCUCUUUCUGGAAAAAGAGGGGCAGACGAUCUCCAGUAUGUUCCGAGCCCUGGAGCACAAGGGAUUGUCUCCGUCCACUGGGCCCUGCACAUCGCCUGAGUUAUUGGCCCAUUUUCUGGGACAGGCAAUGGCCCAUGCUCCUCAGCCCCUGCUACCCAUGAGAUACCGGAAGCUGAGAGUGUUCUCCGGGAGCACUGUGCCAGCCCCGGAGGAGGAGCCCUUUGAGGUCUGGUUGGAACAGGCCACUGAGAUAGUCAAGGAGUGGCCGAUAGCAGAGGCCGAGAAGAAGAGGUGGCUGACGGAGAGUCUGCGUGGCCCGGCGCUCGACCUCAUGCGCAUAGUGCAGGCAGACAACCCAUCCAUCAGUGUGCAUGAGUGUCUGGAGGCGUUUAAGCAAGUAUUUGGGAGCCUAGAAAGCCGCAGGAGCUCCCAGGUAAGAUACCUGAAUACCUAUCAGCAGGAAGGAGAGACGGUCUCAGCAUACGUGUUACGCUUAGAAACCCUGCUCCAGAGAGCCGUGGAGAAACGAGCCAUCUCGAAGAGCAUCACAGACCAGGUCCGCUUGGAGCAGAUCUUAGCCGGGGCCAGACUCAACCAGGCACUCUGGUGUCGGCUCAGGGAGCUGAAGGAGGAGUGCCCACCGCCCAGCUUCCUGGAGCUGAUGAAGGUCAUACGGGAAGAGGAGGAGGAAGACGCCUCCUAUGACAGUGAGAGUAUGGAGGAGCAGGAUGACUGAAAAACCACCUGGGAGCAGGACCCAGCCUGGGGAUCCAGCGACAUGCACUUUAGGCUGUGACCUUCACAGUUUGUCUGCCUUCUAUGUAUGGAUUGAAAUCCAGGCUUUUCAGACGAUUAUUGAGUUUUCUAAGAAAAAAAUAUCAGAGUUCCUUAGACCUGUGUAGGUUAAUGAUAAGCAAAAUAUUAUAUUGCAAAUGUUAGAUAGUAAACCUAAAGGAAUCAGAAAUGCCAGUACUUCCUGUUUCCUUUAAAUAUCCCCAAAUAGACCAAAGUUUACCCAUAUCAUAGAAGAAAGAAUUGACAUUAGAGAGAAAAAAAAAGAGAUAGCUUUUGGAAUUGUUUGAAAACAAAGCUGAUUGGCUUGUCACGUGGUCUCAUGUCUCAGAUCAGAUUCUCUGAGUACAAAACCAGAGCUACUACCUAUGGCUAAGUAGUUAUAAAUCUACAAAAUGGGCCAUGCCCUCGGAGUUUCCAGUUUAACGAAGAAUUGGCCUAAAAGCUUAAAUAACCAUAUGGGGAUUCUUUUAAAAGUUUUGGGGAAAUCUCUGUUAUCAAACUAUGCAAGGAUUUCAAAAAUGUUUUUGUACCAAAAUAUACUUACCUUUUUAAUAAUAAUUUUUUUUUUACUUGAGAGUUGCUGAGAUAGAGCAGCCAUCCUCAGGUUCACUCCCCAGGUGCCCACAGUGGCCGGGGCUGGACCUGCCAGGGAUUGGAAUCACAGUCCAGGUCUCCCACAUGUGUGGUGGGAACCCUGUCACUUGAACCAUCACUUCUGCCUCCCCAGGUCUACUUCAGCAGGAACUGGAGCUGGGAAUUGAGCCCGGGUUCUCCAGUGUGGGACAUGGGCAUCUUGUUGUUGUUAUUGUUGUUGUUGUUAAGAAAACACUUUUUAAAAUUUUAUUUUCAUUUUAUUUGAAAAGUAAAGAGACAGAGACAGAGAUCAUCUAUCUACUGGUUGACUCUCCAUAUGCCCUUAAUAGGGCUGAGCCAGGAGCCCAAUCCAGGUCUCCACGUGGGCAGCAGGGGCCCAAGUACUUGAGUCACCACCUGCUGCCUUCCAGGCUCCCAUUAGCAGGAAGCUGUAUUGGAAGCAGAGGAGCCAGGACUCAAACUAGGCACUCUGAUAUGGGAUGCCGGUGUUGCAAGCAGUAACAACCACUAGGCCAAACACCUGUUCCCAUGUUCCCAGGGACUUUUCUAAGACCCCUCACAUGUAAAUAAGUUCACAGCCCCAGUAGAAGUUUCCUGGUCAAAUGAAUAGGGCCAUCACCACCUUUAGGUUUCCUUUGGGUAUCUGGGAAGUGCUCCUCCCACCUCUCUGCCGGAUGUCAGAUAGAUGGUUCCAGAAUGAGAUGCUGUGUCGGGUCUUGAAGACGCAGAUCGCUUGGCCUAAUCCCCCCUUUCAAGAGGUCCACUGCUUUCAAGGUGCCCUCCAGCUCACGGUGGACAUUAGGGGACAGCGUGCAUGAGAGAAGGGGUGUCCAGGAAUGUUUGGGUUUAGUGAGCAGACCAGUCUGCUUAGGGUAGAAUGGUCUCAGUGGUGACAGACGAGGGGACCUGCCGUGUGGAAGACAUCUCAUGCAUAUCUCGUUUUGUGUGUCCAGCAGCCCUAUUGUGGUAUAAUUUCGCUCUUCAUAAGGAGGAAGUGCUCUCCUCAACACCCAAAUGCAAGUGACAGUCUAGACAGAAGCCCAGAAACUAGUGACAUGCUAGCCCACUCUCCACCAUCAUGCUGGCUUUCAAAUUGUGCGGUGUAGUUAGACAUAUUUUUCAGCAGUUCUGUCUUCCAAAUGUACUUUAAACUCUUUAAGUAACUAGUAAUAACAGACUCAAAUGUUAUUUGAUAACCAAAAUUUAACACAUCGACGUUCACCAACAGGUCUGCUUGUAUUUGCUUGUUGGCUCAUUUUGUGUAGGCUUUGAAACAAAGCUGCCUUUAGGGUAGCUGUGCACGCAUACUCUUCCUCUAGCUUUUCAUAGCUUUCAAAAGCUGUAGCACCUCAUUUUAAACCAGGCCCACACAGAUCAUGUCAGGUAUGCUAGGACAGCAUAAGUGAGCACCAUUUAGUUACGUGAUUGGCAGAGCUCCCAGCCAGUGCUGUGUAGCCUUACAGUAGGUCUGUGCCUCGUGUAUAAAUUGCUUAGCUUCUCACAGUUUCUCAAUGAAAGAUGGGAAGGUUAGGGAGUGGGUUGUGAGGAUCAAAUGACAUCAUACCUUUUCAGCACUUGGCAUGAUGCCUAUUGUGGAUAGCCCGCAAUAGGUUGAGGCUCUUGGGAUUUCCAUGAAGCUUACUCUCUGCCCAGUGCAUGCUUUCAUUCUGAUAGUUCUGCAGCAACAAAUAAGUCAUCUUCCGGCCAAGUUGUGCUACCGUUGAAUUAUAAACAUUCCCAUUCUUACUGUAAAUUUGAGUGUUGUCUCAGAUGAGUACUCCAGCAAUGGUACAUGAUUGUUGGUACUUUGACUUUGAAACAAUAAUUUGUUCUUUCUGAUUGUGGGUCAGUUAACUGAAGAAUAUCCUGAGAUUGUUAAGAAAAGCAUUUUUAAAUGCUACCAUUUGUCAUCAUUUAUCUUUCUAAAGUGUAUUUCUUGAUACUGUUUGACCACAGUGAUAUAAUUGUCAUCCCUUGCACUUGGAAUUCCUGUGUUUUUGUGUUCAUGAAAAUAGCUUUAUUGUCAUUUAUUGAUGAUCUGCAAAUUAAAAUGUUUUCAAUGUGAAGCCAUAAAAUAAAUAUAUACUAAUAAAACCCUAA
This is a messenger RNA of Oryctolagus cuniculus (rabbit), 4751 nucleotides long. NCBI's taxonomy places the organism in Eukaryota, Metazoa, Chordata, Mammalia, Lagomorpha, Leporidae. The record is from RefSeq and is a predicted model, not a curated record.